Chenopodium quinoa (quinoa) is the source of this 1950-nucleotide messenger RNA. RefSeq names its product dihydropyrimidinase-like. Lineage: Eukaryota; Viridiplantae; Streptophyta; Magnoliopsida; Caryophyllales; Amaranthaceae. The coding region runs from base 211 to 1803 and encodes 530 amino acids. Gene Ontology annotation, biological process: pyrimidine nucleobase catabolic process. Gene Ontology annotation, molecular function: dihydropyrimidinase activity. The record is from RefSeq and is a predicted model, not a curated record. The transcript is spliced from 13 exons. Gene Ontology annotation, cellular component: cytosol; cytoplasm.
CAUAGAUAAAAAAUUAGGAGCAAAUUCCAGGAAUCAAUGAUAUGAUUGGCUCAUUAACCCCAGAAAGAAAACGUCAACAAAGCAUCAAAAAUCCUUUCACCAAAGUCUCAACACUCAACGUCAAUUACUCAUUUUCAAUUGAAAUCAAAUCAAAUGAAUUCAACAAAAUAACUAAAAGAAAUUCCAAUUUUUCUCAAGAACAAAAUUAGGAUGAUCACUCAGUUGCUAAUCUUGGUGAAUCUCUUUGCAACUUUCUCUCUUCUACCUGCAACAGCCACCAAUCAGUUUUGUGAGGCUGGAAUUGAUUAUGGAGAAAGUGGGUGUCAAAUUUCAUCGUCAUCAUCAAAGAUAUUGAUUAAAGGAGGAACAGUUGUUAAUUCUCAUCAUCAAGAAGUUGCUGAUGUUUAUGUGGAAGAUGGUUUAAUUAUUGCUGUCCAACCCAAUAUUAAGGUGGGUGAUGAUGUCAUUGUGCUUGAUGCAACUGGAAAGUAUGUCAUGCCAGGAGGCAUUGAUCCUCACACUCACCUGGAUAUGGAGUUCAUGGGUACUCAGACUAUCGAUGACUUCUUUAGUGGUCAAGCUGCUGCAUUAGCUGGUGGUACGACAAUGCAUAUUGACUUUGUCAUACCUGUUGAUGGAAGCUUGACUGCCGGUUUGAAGUUGUACAAACAAAAGGCUCAAAAAUCAUGUAUGGAUUAUGGUUUUCAUAUGGCAAUUACAAAAUGGGAUGAAGUUGUUUCAAAAGAGAUGGAUUUGAUGGUAAAGGAGGAAGGUAUAAAUUCUUUCAAAUUCUUCAUGUUGUACAAGGGGUCUUUCAUGAUAAACGAUGAGCUUUUGAUUGAGGGGUUCAAGAAGUGCAAGUCUUUGGGUGCCUUGCCUAUGGUUCAUGCAGAAAAUGGUGAUGCUGUUUUUGAAGGACAGAAGCGAAUGAUAGAACUUGGCAUCACCGGUCCUGAGGGACAUGCUCUUUCAAGACCUCCUCUGCUUGAAGGAGAGGCAACAGCUCGAGCUAUUCGACUAGCACGUUUUGUAAACACACCUCUAUAUGUGGUUCAUGUGAUGAGCAUUGAUGCCAUGGAAGAAGUAGCCAAAGCACGAAAAUCAGGGCAAAGAGUCAUCGGCGAGCCUGUGGUUUCUGGAUUAAUCCUGAAUGAUUCUGUGCUCUGGGAUCCUGACUUCUCCAUUGCAUCGAAAUAUGUCAUGAGUCCUCCUAUUAGGGCAGCUGGUCAUGCUAAGGCGCUUCAGGGUGCUCUUUCAUCUGGAGUCCUUCAGCUAGUUGGAACCGAUCACUGUACAUUUAGUUCAACACAAAAGGCUUUCGGAAUUGAUGAUUUCCGAAAAAUUCCAAAUGGUGUUAAUGGGCUUGAGGAGAGGAUGCAUCUAGUCUGGGAUACGAUGGUGGAAUCUGGGCAGAUAUCAGCCAGUGAUUAUGUUAGGAUAACAAGCACAGAAUGUGCAAAAAUCUUUAACAUAUACCCGAGAAAAGGAGCAAUACUCCCAGGAUCUGAUGCAGACAUAAUAAUACUCAAUCCUAAUGCAAGUUUCACAAUUUCAGCAAAACUACAUCAGUAUAGGACUGACACAAAUGUCUAUGAGGGGGUAACAGGCAAGGGAAAGGUUGAAGUGACUAUUGCGGGAGGAAAGAUUGUCUGGAAGAAUGGGGAGCUGAAAGCCUUCCCAGGUUCUGGAAAAUAUGUAGAGAUGCCUCCUUUCAGUUAUGUUUUUGACGGUAUUGAAAAAGCAGAUAGCAAUUACCUCUCUUCUCUCCAAGCUCCGGUAAAACGAUCCAGAUCUUCAACUUAAAACUGUAAAUACUUUGUACAGAAAGUUUCGCCUUUAUUUCACUUGCAUCAGUUACUUGAACUGAAUUAAGUAUGAACAAUGCACAUCAUUGUUAAAAUUUUUGGAUCAUACAUGGAAAAAAAAAAGGUUCCUGUGGUGUUACACAAA